UCCCUUUUCUUUCCGUAUCAUAUAGUAUUUCGAUAAAAAUAAAAACAGAAAAAGGAAAGGUCACACUUAGCAUGAACUAUGAACGCUACCUCACUCUCCCGUCUUUCAUUAUCGCCGGCAGGUAACUUGUGAACAGACAAGACAAAACGAGGCUCAAAAUAAAGAAAAACAGAGGAAAGGGAGCGGCGACAAUCAAAAGCAAGAGACCGCUGAACAAAUCAGCCAACGCCACACGUGGCCUCAGCAGUCGAACCGCCAUCUGUAUUCUUCGCAUGCUCUGCCGGUUUGAGAUGUCGCAUACUCAUAGGAGGGCAACUGGUGUGCAGACUGAACCAGCAUUUAGGGCUGCACGUUUCAAUUCCACUUUUAGUUUGAGGGGGAAAAGGGAAAGGGCAUAGAUGGUGAUGUGCAACUCAUCCCUCCCUUUCAGAUUUGCACUUUUCCUCUCAUUUUCUCUUACAGCAUCGUCUUCUUCGCCUCUAUUCUUUUCCAAGCGUUCUUCUUCAUCUCCACUGCCCACCCCCAGAGCCACUGCCUCGGACUUGCUCUCUGUGUUGGGUUCCAAGUCCCAAUCCUCGAGCGUCAAUCCUGUCGUGGCGCAAGAGCUCAGGUCCUGCUUCAAGUUCCUUGUUCCUUUUUCUCCAAAAGACGUCAGAUUGGAGCAUAGCCAGCGUUCUCCUCGACGGUUAUUGGCUUUGACAAAAUCCACUGUCCGGAGUCGGAGAGAAGAAAACGAGCUAAUUUGGUGGCCUCCGGAGCCGGUCUUAGAGCUCGCACGUCUCGCCGUCGAUUCUGGUGGUGACCCGGCGACUAUUCAACGCCUUCUCGAUCCAACCAUAAUUCCUGUUCCUGAUAUUGAAGGAUCAAAAGAAAGUCGAUGUGAGCUCACUAGAACACCAUAUGGCAGACGCUUUAUUAGUGAGGAAUUGAACUGGUACCUAAAGUUUCUGUUUGAUGUCAUUGUUGAUCGGGGUCCAUCUAUCGGAUUGAAUGUGACGCUGAACCGUUUCGAUCUAUUCCAUGGUCACCUAUUUCUAGCUGUGAAUUCUGGAAGGCUCGGUAUCUUAUUCCACGCUAAGGAAUACCCAGAAUAUGAUGAAGUUUUCCCAUACAAUAUGGGAUUUUGUCAGCAAGGGUCCAAAGUGAAAUAUGAUGAUUCAAUGAACCUGCGAAAUAUUCUUUGGCUGGCUCCAUUGCCUGACAAUUCCAGCAAACCUUGGGUGGCACCAGGUGUUCUUGUGGUGCUGGAUGCAAGGCCUGGUGGAAUCAUAUACAGAGAUCUAAUACCUGAUUAUGUAAAUUUUGCACGGACCAUAUAUGAAGAUGAUCUUGGGGAUGUUGCUGCCGAUGUGAACUGCUUGAACGUGGGAUCUGAACUUCCGAAUUAUCAAAUUUUCAUGUGCUGAUACUCUUUCGAGGGGAAGAGUAUUUUUGGUUUUUUUUUUUUUGGGGGGGGGUGUCCUUACCUUGUUAUACUGGUUACCUAUGAAAUAAUAAAUUAGUGCUUCUAUUUGAGGCAAAUCAACAUUUCCGAUUGAGAAUUUUGUGCUGUUCUGAGAAUUUUCCUGUUUGCGGUUAUAGGAAAUCCAUAGGGUGAUUGAAUAAUGGAAUCC
Molecule: messenger RNA, 1613 nt
Organism: Neltuma alba
Lineage: Eukaryota; Viridiplantae; Streptophyta; Magnoliopsida; Fabales; Fabaceae
Exons: 7
Coding region: 399-1406 (335 amino acids)
Source: RefSeq, a predicted model, not a curated record